Messenger RNA from Salvia splendens (bonfire salvia), 2096 nucleotides. RefSeq names its product protein FAR1-RELATED SEQUENCE 6-like. The transcript has 2 exons. NCBI's taxonomy places the organism in Eukaryota, Viridiplantae, Streptophyta, Magnoliopsida, Lamiales, Lamiaceae. Bases 171 to 704 code for a protein of 177 amino acids. The record is from RefSeq and is a predicted model, not a curated record.
AUUAUCCCGGCGAUCCAAGUGGGUUGGCCCGAACUUAGAACAGAUCCUAAAAUUUCAAAUCGUAGGUUUGAAUUCUUACCCAGCUAGGUUUCGAGAAAGAAGAUAGAUUAAGAUGUCAUUGAUAAUUGAGUGGAUCUGAUGGUGACGAUCAUCCAUUUCAUGUAGAAUCAAUGGAGCUAGUGUCACUUAAUAGUGAGCCGGUGUUUGGGGAAGGCGAUGAAUACGAAGACGGAGACUGUUCAGUUGCCGGAAACUGUGACAAACCUGACUCAAUGCAGUUGGAAAGGGAAUUCCUUCUGCCUAUGGUGGAAUUGGAGUUUGAGUCUUUUGAUGAAGCAUAUGAUUUCUACAAUGUUUAUGCUAAGGGACAAGGAUUUGGUAUUAGAGUUAGCAAUUCAUGGUUCCGGUCAAAAAGAAGGGAGAGGUAUAGGGCGAAACUCAGCUGCAGCAGUGCUGGUUUCAAGAAAAAGAGUGAAGCGAACAAUCCAAGGCCAGAGACCAGAACGGGGUGUCCUGCACUGCUCAUCAUCAAGCUUGUGGAUGCUCAAAGGUGGAGGAUAGUCGAGGUUGAGCUCGCUCACAACCAUCCAUUGAGCCCGGAAAGUAUGCGAUUCUAUAAAUCACACAAAAAGAUGAUCCUUGCUGCCAAGAAAGUGCAGCCGUCUGAACCUGUAAGAGAAGUACACACGAUUAAGCUUGACUAACAAAUUUGAGAUACCUUUGUUUUCCUUCGUGGGAAUAAAUCACCAUGGAGAAUCUGUUCUAUUGGGAUGUGGUACUCGGAGAUGAAUCAGUGGAGUGUUUUAUUUGGAUGAUUAGGACAUGGCUGACUUGUAUGCUGGGGAAACAUCCACAAGUUAUUGUUACUGAUCAGUCGAAACACUUGCAUAUAGCAGUUUCUGAGGUUUUUCCGCAGGCUUGUCAUUGUUAUUGUUUAUCUUAUAUCAUGCUUCGCGUUCCUGAGAAAUUGGGUGGACUAAAUGGGUUUGAAGUUAUCAAGAGGCGAUUCAGUAAAGCUGUUUUUGGUUCCCUGACAAUAUCCGAGUUUGAAACUUUCUGGAGGGAGAUGAUUAGUCAGCACAACCUGAGGGAGAAUAAAUGGCUACAAGCAUUGUAUGAAGAUCGUCAAAGGUGGGCACCGGUAUACCUAAAGGACACUUCUUUCUUUGGGAUGCAGUGAGGGCGAGGGAACAACUCCGUUUUUUGAUGGUUAUGUACACAAGCACACAUCCUCGAAGGAGUUCCUUGACAAGUAUGAUAUGGUGCUACAAAGAAAAUAUUUGAAAGAAGCAAUGGGAGAUGUUGAGUCCAGAAAUCUAGCCUCUGAACUGAAAACAGGAUCGAAUUUUGAGCUGCAGCUGUCGAAGGUGUACAUGAAGUAAAUGUUUGAAAAAUGUCAGGAUUGAAGUUGAGGGCAUGUAUACUUGCUUCAACAUAAAGCAAGUAGCUAAAAACGGCCCGAUUCUGACUUUUGUUGUCGAACAGCGACAGGAAGCCGAAGCAAAUGAGAAGGACGUCAGACAUUAUGAAGUUCUUUACGAGACAACACAGGUUGAAGUAGGAUGCAUUUGUGGCCUUUUCAAUUUCAAAGGCUAUUUGUGCAGGCAUGCAUUAAGUGUCCUUAGUCACAAUGGUGUAGAAGAAAUACCAUCUCAAUACAUUCUACGGCGUUGGAGUAAAGAUUACAAGCGCAAAUUUCUCUCAGACAGUGGCAUUGGUGAGGACAGUCCUUGGCAGUAGCAUGAAAAUCUAUUCCGGCGCUCCCUACAAGUUGUCAAAGAGGGGGCUCAAUCGGAAGAUCAUUAUGUCAUGGAGCAUAAUAUAAGCUUAUUCUUGAGUUUUCUUUGUCAAUUCUUUCUCGGAUUUAGAUUUUGUAUUAAUAGGAGAUUUGCUUAGCUAAUAUAUUUAACUUGGUUCCCAUUAGUCAUAGGACUCACAACAGCCGUAGAAGCAUUAAUUUAGAUUUUGCGUUUUAUUGGAGAUUCGUGUAGCGAAUAAAUCUCACUUGGUUCUCAUUAGUCAUAACAUCCAUAGAUGCAUUGAUUUGGAAGUUUCUUCAAUUAAAUUAUCUUUUAACUGUGCACAACACUUAAAAA